Molecule: messenger RNA, 420 nt
Organism: Salvia hispanica
Lineage: Eukaryota; Viridiplantae; Streptophyta; Magnoliopsida; Lamiales; Lamiaceae
Source: RefSeq, a predicted model, not a curated record
AUCUUAGCUUUCAACACCAUCAAAACAAAUCUACACGCAUCUCAAUAACUCAAAAUCAAAGAGUAGAAGAAUGAGUUCUACAAGGUUAGUAGCGGCAAGCAUUGGGGCAGUGGAGGCGCUGAAGGAUCAGGGAUUCUGCCGAUGGAAUUACGCAUUCAGGCUUCUUCAGCAGCAAGCCAACUCCAAUCUCAGAUCUUACAUUAACAAGCCCACCAGAGUCUCGGCCCAACAACGUGAAAAGUUGAAGCAAUCGGAGGAGUCUCUAAGAACAGUCAUGUAUUUGAGUUCUUGGGCUCCCAAUUAGUCAUAGUCAUACAAUUCAUCUUCAUUCUUCACCAAUUUUGUAUAUACAACACAGAUAUUAUGUGGAGUACUUCAUGUUUCUCAAAUUUAUAUAAAAAAUUGGAAAUUUACUCUCCA